CACUGCACUCCGAAAUGGCCCUGCGAGUCCAACUUAAGACUUCAACAAACGAUCUACAUUACACAUACACACACGAUCAAGUUAUAAAACCACUUCCCAAACCUUCAGAAGCUUGAGUCUUAAACACUAUAUCCAACCCAAAACGACCCCUAAAACAGCCAACACGAUGGAACCUCAAGGAAUCAGAGAAGAGGCCUUCCCCGCCCGGAACAGGCAGGAAACGGGAACAGUGAAUGGCGUCCCUACCGAAGUCACUUCAGUCUCCUUUUCCGACAAGUUUGUAUUGACAAUUUCACAAGACGGCAAGCUCUCACAAUGGAUCCAAGUACCUCUGCAAGCUUCAUCAGGCGGCAUGGUCGACCUCAGCCUGCCUUCAAGUAGCCGGGGCCUGCUCCCUUCAGUGCACCUCACACCCAAAACUCUUCUCGGCGGUGGAGGUGAUGAGAGGGAAACUCUAGGACAGCUCUACGCCGCACAGAUUGCUAGUCUCAUGUCCACGAGAGAUCCCGAGGAUCGCAGAACGCUCGUGCUUGGAUUAGGGCUCACCAAGGUCGACACUGAGCGGGAAGCCUUCUUCGAUACAGUUGAGUUGGUUCAGAAGGUUCUGUGA
Colletotrichum godetiae is the source of this 610-nucleotide messenger RNA. RefSeq lists its product as uncharacterized. The record is from RefSeq and is a predicted model, not a curated record. Gene Ontology annotation, biological process: proteasome assembly. Bases 167 to 610 code for a protein of 147 amino acids. The transcript has 2 exons. Lineage: Eukaryota; Fungi; Ascomycota; Sordariomycetes; Glomerellales; Glomerellaceae.